Messenger RNA from Clupea harengus (Atlantic herring), 3232 nucleotides. RefSeq lists its product as uncharacterized. The record is from RefSeq and is a predicted model, not a curated record. NCBI's taxonomy places the organism in Eukaryota, Metazoa, Chordata, Actinopteri, Clupeiformes, Clupeidae. The coding region runs from base 757 to 2745 and encodes 662 amino acids. The transcript has 21 exons.
UGACAUGUAUCAUCCAGACCCUUGGCCUACUAUGCCCAGUAUGCAGACGUUAGAGACACUAGUGGAAACACUAUAUCCUGUUAUAAACAUGUAAUAUUUUUGUUCUUGGGGGAACGACCACUCUGUAGGUAGUAUGUCUGCCCUGCGCUGACUGACUCUGAUUAUCGUGGAAGUGAAAGCGUUUAUGUUAAAGAGGGUGUGAAUGGUAAUAAAGUCAUUGCCGUCACCAAGCAACGGGGACGCAUAUUUGCACCUGCUGCACUGCGGCACCGGAAGAGCACGAGCAAACGUAGGAGAGAUUGGACAACUAGGUCUUACCAUUAGAAAUGAUAGGCCCGUCUAAGCUUUUACAGCUAAGCUGUUCCCUCCCUAGGCGUUGCUAUGAUUGCGUCUCUUAGCCGUCUGUCAAUUUGCCGCUGUGUCAGUUUUAUGAGAUGAUGGGAGGAGGAUGCCCGCUGCUGCAGUAGAUAGUUAGAUUUUGUGUUCAACACUGAAUUAUUGUAGAUGUCUCUGUUAACUACCAUACUGCGAUGCUACUUGAAGUUAGCUAGCUAGCUAAUGAUUGCUCAAAUUGUUUUCAACUCAUCAGCUGAAACGACGAAAGCCUCCACUGACUCAAAGACUAAAACAACAGUGAAGUAAUGAUUAGAGAACCUGCCCUCCACAUCAGUGCACCGACGAAGGAAGGUUAUCUGAUGACAGCAGCCGACAGAAGAGGGGAGUCGUUGCAUUAAAAGAAUCACAAGAGUAUGCAAAAUGAGUCGUCUGUGCUCAGUCAACAACAAUUUCCCCAAUGACAACAGCACACUGGCCCUGGACAUGGUACUCAGCUCACUGUGGGCAAUGCCACAGCCCAUUAACUGGGAAAGUGUGGCUAAGCUGGUCCCUGGUUUCACACCAAAGGAGUGUGCGCGGAGGUUUGAGGAGCUGAAAAGCACUGGUAGUUUCCCUCUCGUGGAUGAGCAGUGUAACCCUCUGACAGUAGGGGGGGGCUCACCGUCAGACACCCUCUCCUCCUACAUCAAAUCCUCUUUGUUGGAGCUCACGGGAGACACAGGAGACGCACGAGCCAUCCAGAGCACUAUCUCAGUUUCAGGGCUAAGUGUGAUGCCCCCUGGGAGGGGGUCAGCGGCUGAGAAUGAGAGCGUGGUGACCUCAGAAGGGGGCGAGAGGGUGAACGGAGGGAAGAGGGGUCCAAACAUGGUCAUCCACGUGUGCGACGAGGCUAAGAACCUGAAGCAGGAUUUUGGGUGCCCCCGGGACCUCCUGAUCAGCGAGAUGCGCUACUUCGCUGAGUAUCUGUCGGUGGACUCCCAGCGCUGGGAGGAGGUGGAUAUCUCGGUGCACUGUGACGUGCAGAUCUUCGACUGGCUCAUGAACUACGUCAAGAGGAACACAGACCCUGAGACUCACCACGAGAAGCCCAAACUUGAACCCAGCAAUGUGAUCUCAAUCCUGAUCUCCUCCGAAUUCUUGAAGAUGGAUACAUUAGUUGAGGAUUGCAUUCAGUUCUGUCACGAAAACAUGACCGCCAUCGUAGCAACGCCAUGCAAUAUGAACUGCAUCAACAGCAACCUGGCUGCACGCAUAGGCGACCUGUUCAGUCACAACGACGCAGAUGAGAUCAAGGACAAAAAGGACAAAUUCAAAAGCAAAUUAUUUCAGAAGAAAAUUGAGAGGCUCUUCGACCCUGACCACGAGAACCCCGAUUCGCCAGGGAACGCUGCCACUCUGUACAGGUGUGGUCUCUGCCUCAAACUACUAACCAAGAACACUGAGAGACAGAUCACCUGUGUACCAGGGAGAAUCAACAUUGACCCUCAUGGCAACAUCAUAUACUCUCACACCAGACACAAGGGCUGGGAGGUCCACGACUUCCUGAAUGGUUUGUAUGAGGAGCUGAAGUCGUGGGUGCUGGUCUACUGGAGGAUCUGGGGAACCAUCAACUCCCUCUCCUGCUCUUGUUGUAAACAGAAAUUUUUAUGCACUGAGCUGUCCCACUGUACAUAUCACCCCGAGGCGGUGGUGUACGCGGGCAUUGGGGGCAGAGCAGGCCUGGCACGGCACUGGCAUCUACCCCCUGCUGCAACCAGAGAGUGCUGCGCUUCUGACCCACAUGCAUGCCAAGACAAGCCAACAGACUGCGAUAUCCUUUUGGAACCUGGCGUCCUCUCCUGCCUCAGACCGGGAGAGAUCACUGCUUUUUCACUGCUGAAAAACUGGAGUCUGCAGCUGCGUUCACAGUCUCUGCUCUCUGAGGAUGAGGACUACACCACCGGCUCAGAGGUCACUGAAGAUGAGGUCGGGGAUGAAGAGGAGGUUUCAAAGAAGCAAGCUGCGAAGAAGGCAAGGAAAGCAAACAGACCACUGAAGAGGCAGGUGUCCUCACCCAGCUUUCAGCGCAAAGAGAAGAGUGCAGAGAAGGCUGCCUCACGAGAUUCCACUCCAUUUACUGUCAGCAUUCAAAAGAGCAAAUGGGACAGCGCCCGAUCCAUGCGGUUCAACCAGGACGCUCAGAGAGAAGACGAUCAGCGGAGGAUGGUGGACAUUAUUGGACAUCUCACAAAGCUGAGGUUUGGUGACUUAGAACAGAGCAAAUCCAAGGACGUGAAAGAGUAUGCAGGAGGGAUAUACUCCAGGCUUGAAGCUCAGUUCAGGAGUGCCUCCCAGGGAAGUGGACGACAUAGUAGCUCAGAGAAGGCUCACAGAGCAAAGUUACGCUUCGGGCAAUCAAGACCAACAUAAGAGCUCCAGUACGUGGACUGGAGAAGAAAACAAGACCCUCAGCAAAGUACAGUCCAGCAGGGCCCUCCAGAACCCCCACCCGACAUCUCUCCUCCUGCUCCCGUUCAGCUCCAGAACCGCUCCAAGGCCCACUGUGGCGUUGUCUGGUUCCGGUACACUUCUGGACCCAGGUCCCCAGCCUGCUUGGUCUGCGGUAGCUUAGGUCGUCCUCCUCAUCACCUGACGUAUCUGUGGCUCUAUAGGCCCAGCUCACGUGCCUAUGACUGAUCACCUUUAUUGCGUUCCCUUUUACCUCAUCCAUCUCCGUGCAAGGAUUUAGUAUUUUGCUGAGGGGCCAGCGCUGUGGCGACAUGAAUGAAGGAAUGGUGAAUCUUGAUGGUCAAAUGCCUGAUUCCAUCACUACCUCCUUGUGGCAUGUAGACUUAGACCAUUUGUGCAACACUGAGGCCAAAUAGAAUUAAAAAAUAAAGUAUUAUCAAAACUAAAA